AAUAUCGUAUGUUUUGUUUAUUUUCUGUAAAAAACGGAACGACAUUAUUCCCGCGCCGUUGACACAAAAUGGCGUCAUUGGAUUGCGUUGUAUUAUUAGUUUGCACUAUUUAAUUCAUUUCAUAAACCUUUUCAAUGUUUAUUCUCAUUAUAACAUAUUGAAUUGUGUUGCAAAUAUACUCUAAAAUGAUAUUAUCAGGAAAUCUAUUAUUUUAAUUUACUGUAAAUGCGUUUAUGGAGAUGGCAUGACAAGUCUUAUUGUAUUGUACUUUAUACUCAUAACUGCAAAAAUGAUAGAAUUUAUCAAAUUAGGAUAUAUACUUAUAUAAAUUAUACUAUAUGAAUCAAAAUAAAUUUGUUCCUUCUAGCUGACUUUGCAAACAAAAAAUAAUAUUUCCUGAUGUGGCCGAGGAUGAUGACCUGCCAAAUGGGCUGUGCAGAACAUGCUCAGCAUCUGCAUUCAAGGCUGCUGAGUUCCGGACGUUCUGUCGCGAGGCCUCUAAACGCUGGACCACCACGCUAGACAUGCUCAACAUGAUACCAAACAACAAUUCAAAGAAUAUCUAUGCUUUAAUAUUGGGCAACAAAAUCUCCAUAUAUGACAGUAAAAUGUUCAAAGAACCCCAGGAUAAGACAAAGGAAACUUGUCCAAAAGUUAAAACUGUUAAACAUAAAAAUUAUGCAAAAAGUUUGCAUUGUCAGUGUUCAACUUGUGGCCGAAGGUUUACAUAUGCACAUGAACUGCAUGUACAUUUAAAAGAAUCCAUGGAUUUGAUCCAAGCUUGCUAUGUUUGUGCCAAAAUUAUGAGUAGAGAGGAUUUGCUCAAACACUUGGUGCAGAAACACAAUAAAAAACCACAUCCUUGCAAGAAAUGUUCAACUAUAUUAACUUCCUCCUUGCAAUACAAACAGCACAUGGUGAAGGAGCAUGGUCCUGGAGUGUGUACAUGUGGAGAUUGUGGGAGGACAUUUCAGUCUACACAAGCAUAUCACGCUCAUUUGUCCAUCCAUGCACCUAAAAACUGUCCUCGAUGCUCAAAAUUAUUCCAAAACAAGAAAUGCUAUGUACACCAUGUGAAAAAAUGUUGUGACUUGCACAAAAACAGAAAAGAAGUGCAUCAAACUAAACACAAGUUGUCCAUACUGGUCAAAAACAAAGACAGACAGAUCAAAGUAGGUUUGCGAGGCAGCGCCGAUAAGGAAUGCAUUUGUGAUUACUGCAAAAAACGAUUUGCAGGAAAGAAAUUUGUUGCAGCACAUAUCCAAAUAGUCCACUUGAAGAACACACAUAGACCAUGUGCAUAUUGUGGCAAGUUGCUCGCUGCUGCACACAUGUCGUCACACAUGAAGAAGCACCAGCCAUCCCAGAGUUACAAAUGUGGUCACUGUGGAAUUGUGUUAAAAACUAAGCUCGGAUACAGUCAACAUUUGCGGCUGCACACUGGUGAACGUCCAUACACAUGCCAGUACUGCGGAGAAACAUUCACAGCAUCCUCAAGGAAGUCAGAGCACAUCCGUAAAACGCAUAAGAGCACAGAGGAAGUGUUGCGGCAUGCGUGCCAGCUCUGUCCGGCCCGAUUCCGUCUCCCAUACAGAUUGAAAAAACAUAUUUUAACUGUCCACAGUAAAACCAAACCACCGCUGUAUGAAUGCAAUAAUUGUGAAGCUAAAUUUGCUAGUUGUAGAGCACUUUUGGCACACAGUAGGAUCUGUCAAAUUUAACUGAGGCACUCAUGGUAUCAGGAAAGUUGAUUAUUUUCGCCCUGACCAAAAGAUUAUGCUGCAUUUAAAAGUUUUAUAAAAUAAAAUGUUGACUUGCAGAGUUCUCCAUCGUCGCCAUUAUUAUACCUGGCUGUCAAAUUGCCUGCUUAUACUUCACUUAAAAAAGAUAUUAGAAUAGAAGAUUAAGUAAUAGAUUAGAAAUAUACAUUUUAUUCAAAAUGUCUUGAAUAAAAUGUAUAUUUCUAAUGGUCUUGGUUUUGUUGCACUGAAGUGCCUUUGGAAUUGGCGUGCAAUCAUUUUUGUUAUCUUUAAUAUACACACAAUUCAAUCUUUGUGUUAUGUGCUAUAACUGGCAUUAUCAGAUAAUAUUAAAAAAUAUUUAUGAAUAAUUCAAUCUUUAUUUAAUUGACUUGUUUGCUCUCAAAUGUUAGUCGCCUGCACUGCGUUAUCUUCUCUGGUUAAACGAGCGUCAUGUACUAUUUAGCUUGCCGAGCUCUCUCCCCUCCCAUGUCAGGGAAAUAUGAACUCCCUACACGAUUAUCAUUUGUGCGCGAGCUAUGCCAUUUUAUUAUGACGGUCUUACAAUCGUAUAACGUGUUUGACCUUUAUUCAUGAUCGAUCAUAUUGUGUAAAGAAUUUUCUAGCCUUUAUCUUUUUAAACUAAACAUUACAAUUAAGAAAGUGACAAAUAACUAAUGGGUACACAUCCCUGUAGAAAGUAUUCUUAACUAUCCAUAGUAAAUUAAAUAGCUUUUUUGUUGAAGACUAUCAAUAUAUCAUAAGACUGCAUUCAAGAAUAUAAUAUUUAACAUCCCAAAUGUUUUGAAGAAACUCAAACCCAUGUUGAAGUGACAAAGGAAAAUUG
Molecule: messenger RNA, 2586 nt
Organism: Manduca sexta (tobacco hornworm)
Lineage: Eukaryota; Metazoa; Arthropoda; Insecta; Lepidoptera; Sphingidae
Product: zinc finger protein 30
Exons: 2
Coding region: 525-1721 (398 amino acids)
Biological process (GO): regulation of transcription by RNA polymerase II
Cellular component (GO): nucleus; chromosome
Molecular function (GO): zinc ion binding; chromatin insulator sequence binding
Source: RefSeq, a predicted model, not a curated record